Messenger RNA from Cucurbita maxima (winter squash), 2718 nucleotides. RefSeq names its product geranylgeranyl transferase type-2 subunit alpha 1. Gene Ontology annotation, biological process: protein geranylgeranylation. Gene Ontology annotation, molecular function: protein binding; Rab geranylgeranyltransferase activity. The transcript is spliced from 8 exons. Bases 103 to 2205 code for a protein of 700 amino acids. NCBI's taxonomy places the organism in Eukaryota, Viridiplantae, Streptophyta, Magnoliopsida, Cucurbitales, Cucurbitaceae. The record is from RefSeq and is a predicted model, not a curated record. Gene Ontology annotation, cellular component: Rab-protein geranylgeranyltransferase complex; cytoplasm.
UCUCUCUCUCUCUCUCUCUCGAUUUUCGCUUAAUGUUACAACUUCAUCUUCUGCAGAGGCGCUAAUUUCGAUCCUUCCGAAGAAUACUGCACUGCACCGAAAAUGCACGGACGGCCGCGCAAGCCUCAGAAACCGGAGGAAGAAGAGGCUUCGGCGGCGGAAGCCGCCAAGCUUCGUCCUCUGCAAUCUCAAUUGCUCGAAAAUCACCACCAAAAGAACUAUGAUAAGGAAGCCCUAGAGGUUAGUGCUAAGGUGCUGGAAAUGAAUCCGGAUCUGUAUACGGCUUGGAACUAUAGGAAACUUGCGGUCGAACACUACCUGAAGGAAUCUCCAUCAGAUACCGAGUCGAUCAAAGCGAUCCUCGAUGAGGAACUCAGAGUAGCUGAAAGUGCACUGCGUCAGAACGUCAAGUCCUACGGCGCGUGGUAUCAUCGAAAAUGGAUCUUGAGCCAGGGGCAUUCAUCCACCGAUCUUGAGUUGCGUCUUCUUGGAAAAUUUCAAAAGCUCGACGCUAGGAAUUUUCACGCAUGGAACUACAGAAGAUUUGUGGCAGAGUUAACGAACAUAUCCGAGGAAAAAGAGUUGAAGUAUACAACAGAUAUGAUAGACACAAAUUUCAGCAAUUAUUCAGCAUGGCAUAAUCGCAGUGCGCUUCUUGCUAAACUGCUGAACAAAAAGGCUGAAAGUUAUUUCCCAGCGGAAAAGGUGUUAAAUGAGGAGUAUGAGCUCGUGCACCAAGCUAUUUUCACUGAUCCAGAUGAUCAAAGUGGUUGGUUUUAUCAUCUUUGGCUUCUGGACCAAACGAUAAAAUCAAAUGCUCCAAGUCUUGUUUCCUCUUGGCCACCUCAUGGUUACAGAGUGGCGUUAUCAAGAAAUAGAAGUCUGGAUGAUCAAACCCUAUCUCCAUCUAGAAGCUUCCAUUCUGAUUCAGAAACGUUGGCUCUCAUUCUUUACUUCGAUCAGCCUGUUCAAGGUGUCGACUCAUCUUCAGUGAGUGUUAAAUCUACAGCUCAUUUAAGAGGAGAUCUUAUUUGGAAACCACUCUCAAAAUGUAGCCAUGAUGCUGCCAAAGCUUGGGUUAGUCAUCUUAGUUUUCCUCAAGGAGAGAUGAAUUCUUCUGAAUCUUACUCUGUGGAAGUCAGUCUUGGAAAUUCUCAGAAAAUAACAUCAGCAAGUGGUUUUCAUCAUGUGAAACCAACUUGUUUUUCUUUUGGAGUGUCUGUGCAUUUAGGAGAAACACCUAUUGAAGAAUGUGGUAAUGAAGGGAUCUGGUGGAAGGAUGAAAACUUUACUAGUUGCGGCAUUAGUCCUCAAACUUUACCAUUUGCUUCUUCCGAUAAUCUAACCAUUGAGAAUAAUUAUGCACCUUCUAGUUCUGAAUGGUGUGCUGAGAUUAUAAGCAAUGAAAUAGCUCUUUUCCGAGAAUUAUUGUCCGAGACUGAAUGUAAAAUUGGUAAGCUCACUCUUGCAAGAUUUCUGAUGGCUCAUGUUGCAACAUCUCCACAUGCCAAUAAAGUGGCCCAACUUGAGGAAGUGCUUGAACUUUACCUGGACCUGAUGAAGUUGGACCCAACACAUUUUCAUUACUACAAGGAUGAACACAGCUCAGUUUUAUUGCAGAAGGUGACAUCGACUACGGAGUCUUUGUUUAGACACUGCUAUUGCUACAAAGACCAGACCUCACCGUAUUUAGGCACUACUACCUGUGUAAGGCUCAAUAAUUUAUCAAUUUCACGGAUUGGAUCUGUUGAAAAAUUACUAUGGGUUCAAGUGCUGGACCUCAGCCAUAACGAACUCCGUUCAACUGAAGGAUUGGAGGCCUUGCAGCUUCUCUCUUGCUUGAGUUUGAGCAACAAUAAAAUCGGUAGUUUUACCGCAUUGGAGUCUCUAAGAACGUUGAAGUCCUUGAAAGUUUUGGAUGUCUCGUGCAACGAGAUUGGUUCGCAUUCGAUCGACACCACAAGAUAUCUCUUCUCAUCUCCCCUGUCUCAUUCCGAAGAAAAAGAAAAUGAUCUGAGCAGUGAUAAAAUGGUCACUGAUAGCCCCGACCUGGCAAGUUACUGGGAAGCUUAUUUUCUAUUCAAAGAUCUGAACUUGACUCAAUUAGAUAUUGAAGGAAACAUGAUAUCUAGUGAGAGGUUUCAGGCAUUUCUGGUUAAGGUUCUUCCCAAACUCCACUGGCUUGAUGGCAAACAAGUACAAUAGAUGAAUUUAGUUUAUCUGCAUCCGAUUCUCUCCGCUUUGAUAGUUCAUCUUCCGAAUGUAUAAACGUCUGCUACGAACUAUCCUUGAUCCUCAAGGUACCAACCAUGGGCAAAGCAUCAUUUUCUUUCCAACACAACCAAGGAUCCGCCAUUACAUCCAGCAAGCAUUCAAAUUAUUCAUUACAUCCAACAAGCACUCAAAUUAUUGUAUGAUUCUGGCGACCGUUCAACGAUUUGGAUUUGAAUUUACCGACGGCUGACACAUCUCCGAGAGCUCGAAACAUGGAAAUGAAUUUGGUACUCACUAUUUUAAAUUUUGUUUCAAACUCCAUUAUCAUCCUUGUUUCACUUGCUCAUUUAUACAUCAUGGUGUGGCAGUGUGUCAAAUGGCUGUGCUCUACUUUAAGUCACACCAUACAAAUUUCUUCAUCAUGUAUUUGGAGAACCGUUCUAUUCCUUGUUAUGCCAAAAUUUUGAAGAAUCCUAAUUCAAUAAUAUAUAAUAUGUUGAGAUA